Molecule: messenger RNA, 582 nt
Organism: Aspergillus wentii DTO 134E9
Lineage: Eukaryota; Fungi; Ascomycota; Eurotiomycetes; Eurotiales; Aspergillaceae
Gene: rho1
Product: Rho family GTPase RHO1
Exons: 5
Coding region: 1-582 (193 amino acids)
Biological process (GO): small GTPase-mediated signal transduction
Molecular function (GO): GTPase activity; GTP binding
Source: RefSeq, a predicted model, not a curated record
AUGGCCGAGAUCCGCCGCAAGCUUGUCAUCGUGGGCGAUGGUGCCUGUGGUAAAACUUGUCUUUUGAUUGUUUUCUCCAAGGGCACCUUCCCUGAGGUCUACGUCCCCACCGUCUUCGAGAACUACGUCGCCGAUGUUGAGGUCGAUGGCAAGCACGUCGAGCUCGCUCUUUGGGAUACUGCUGGUCAGGAAGAUUACGACCGUCUCCGUCCUCUUUCAUACCCCGACUCUCACGUCAUCUUGAUCUGUUUCGCGGUUGACUCGCCAGACUCCCUCGACAACGUCCAGGAGAAGUGGAUCUCUGAGGUUCUCCACUUCUGCCAGGGACUUCCCAUCAUCCUUGUUGGCUGCAAGAAGGAUCUCCGUCACGACCCCAAGACCAACGAGGAGCUGCAAAAGACCUCCCAGAAGCCCGUUGCCUCCGAGCAGGGCGAGGAAGUCCGCAAGAAGAUCGGUGCCUACAAGUACCUCGAAUGCUCUGCACGAACCAACGAGGGUGUUCGCGAAGUCUUUGAGUCUGCCACUCGCGCCGCCCUUCUGACCAAGAGCCAAAAGAAGAAGCCCAAGUGCUCUAUCCUGUAA